Messenger RNA from Humulus lupulus (European hop), 2404 nucleotides. RefSeq lists its product as uncharacterized. Bases 288 to 2069 code for a protein of 593 amino acids. Gene Ontology annotation, cellular component: DNA replication preinitiation complex. NCBI's taxonomy places the organism in Eukaryota, Viridiplantae, Streptophyta, Magnoliopsida, Rosales, Cannabaceae. The record is from RefSeq and is a predicted model, not a curated record. The transcript has a single exon. Gene Ontology annotation, molecular function: DNA replication origin binding; chromatin binding; single-stranded DNA binding. Gene Ontology annotation, biological process: DNA replication initiation; mitotic DNA replication preinitiation complex assembly; double-strand break repair via break-induced replication.
AGCUUAGAAAGUUGAAAUGAAAAUUUUAAAACUAAACUAAAACAAACCCUUCUUUUCUUUCUCCCUCUUGUUUUCAGAUCUGAGUGAUUCAAUUCGAACUCUUCUCUGAAAAUCUUACUUCUCUCUAUUCAAAUCUUCAAUCAUUUUCUUUUUCUUUUACUUCUUCCAUUAAUCUAGUCCAGUUCGUUGAAUCUGUGUACCCUAAUUAUGUGGUGAAAGUUUUUGAAGUUUAUCAGGGGAUGAGCUUUGGUUUCUUUCAAAUUUACUAGCCCAACUGAAGAAAAUCAAUGGUGAGGGAGCAGAGUCUCGAGUCCUUUUACUCUAAGCUCCGCCAGUCGGUGACGGCGUCUUCUGAUUCUCCGCUUUUGAUAUUCCCGUCAACUUCAGAUGUUGAUUCUCUUUGCGCCCUCAAAGUCAUUUUCAAUGUUCUUGAGUCCGAUUCGGUCCUGUAUGCUUGCUACCCCGUUUCCUCUUUUCAAGAAAUUCACAAGUAUGCGGGUUCCGAUUUGUCUUCGUCUGAGAAACCUGUUUCGAUACUUUUGAUCAAUUGGGGAUGUCACCGGGACUUGAGGAAAGCGUUGAGUUUAGGCCCGGCGGCGCGCGUUUUCGUUGUGGAUAGUCACCGUCCGAUUCAUUUGCACAAUUUGAGUGAGCAGAAUGACCGGGUUGUUGUGCUGUAUACUUUGGAUGAUGAAAAUCAGUCAGAUUUGGCGUACGAUUUUGAUGUUUCGGCUUUGGCUAAUGCAAGUGAGAUGAAUAGUGACGAUGAGGCUGAUGAAGAAUCGGAAAGCGAUGAUGACGACGACAGUGAAAGUGAAGGGGAAGAAGCUGGCCGUGGAUCGAGGAAGCGGAGGAGGGUUUCUCAAGAAAACGAAGACGACCCAGUUCAGCUUUUCCGGAAACUGAAAAAGGAGUAUUAUCGAAUGGGCACGUUUCAUGGUAAGCCUUCUGGUUGUUUGAUGUAUGAAUUGUCACAUUCUUUGAGGAAGAAUACAAACGAGUUGCUGUGGUUGGCUUGUGUUUCAUUGACGGAUCAGUUCGUUCAUGAGCGGUUAACAGAUGAGAGAUACCAAGCUGGAGUAAUGGAGCUCGAGCAGCAUAUAAACAGUUCGGGUAAUUUGGAUGCAGUAAGUUCGGUAACCCUUAAAGAUGGAACAAAGAUUCGUGCACCCAGUGCUUCUAGAAUUGCUUAUGAAGAUGAGCCUAGACUAAUGCUGCUGCAGGAAUGGAAUUUGUUUGAUUCAAUGCUUUGUUCAUCGUAUAUCGCAACUAAAUUGAAAACCUGGAGUGACAACGGAAUGAAAAAGCUCAAGCUUCUUCUUGCCCGGAUGGGAUUUGCACUGGUAGAUUGCCAACAGAAGUUUCAAUACAUGAAUCUUGAAGUGAAAAAGAAGAUGAAAGAUGAGUUCGAACGAUUUCUACCCGAGUACGGGCUUACUGAUUUCUAUUACAGGAGUUUCUUGCGGCUACAUGGCUAUAGUUCAAGGGUUUCUGCUGCAGAUGUUGUGUAUGGAGUCACUGCUCUUCUUGAGUCUUUUGUGAAAACAGAUGGCUCUUGUGCAUCGAAACAGUUUGGCGUGGCCUUUGAUGCUCUUUCGUUGGGCAAUCUUGAUAAGCUGAAAGAUGGAAUGCAACAUGCUAUUAGGAUACAAAGAGCAAUUCUCAGACAAGGAAGCACAGCAAUAACUAAGAGUGGUUGCAUAAGAAGUGGAAGGAAAUUCCGGUGGGUGAAGCUUGAAGAUUCAGUGGAUACAAAGCUGUUGGGGUACCCACAGGCAUUGACAAAGUUUUGUUAUUUUUUGAUGGAUGCUCUGCGAGAAAAAGGUGCUAGAAUGAAACCUUUGCUUUGUGCUUGCUUGUUGAAUGAGACCAACAAGGUGUUGAUUGUAGGGGUUUGUGGAAAGCCUCGACUUGGUGCUGUUCAAGGAAACGCAUUUGGAAUUGCAUUUAGGAAUGCAGCUGAGGAGAUUGGAGCAGAUUUCUUCCAUGAAUUGUUUGAGUCUUCUUGGAUUGUAUUGGAUACGGCCUCUGUCAAUUCUUUUAUGGUAAGGUUAACUGAGAAGCUUUGAUGUGGAAGCUUGACUCGACUAUUUGGAAACUCUGAGAAGCAACACACAGUUUGCUCCCACAAGUUCGGAGUCAAGUAAAAGAAAAAAAAAAUCAAAUGUUCAGCUACUUGAAGCAAGUAUGUUCUUAAGUCUUGACAAAUUGUGCUUGUUUGAGAUGUUUAAUAAAUGAUAUCUUAUAGUUGAUCUGUAUGAAAAAAUGUGUGUUUUUUCACUUUCAUUUUAACAUUACUUCUGUUGUACCAUGAUUUUCUAAGCAUUAAGUUAACUUUGGCUCCUAAAUUUGUAACAAGUUCUCAUUCAUUUUAUGAACUUCUGAAAAGGUGGCAUAAUUGUAA